Molecule: messenger RNA, 972 nt
Organism: Physella acuta
Lineage: Eukaryota; Metazoa; Mollusca; Gastropoda; Physidae
Product: plasma kallikrein
Biological process (GO): proteolysis
Molecular function (GO): serine-type endopeptidase activity
Source: RefSeq, a predicted model, not a curated record
AUGGUAUUGUUGGUCGUAUUUUCUGUGAACGUAUCCCCUCAACCCAUCACCAACAAUGUCUGCACACUCGCCAAAUCUUCGUUGAAUUUCGAAGAUCUACAAAGUGAGUAUAGGAGUUUAACCGGCGGAGUCAAUCACACCAACCUCCCCGACCCUAACCAUAACAACACCCUUCACCAAAGCUCACUGUGUGGUCAAACAGUGGAGGACCAGUCGGAGAAGAUAAUCACGGGUCAAGAGACGCCAGCGAGUGCUUGGCCUUGGUUUGUCUAUCUCAAAACAUACCUUCCUUCUGGCAUCCAUCUGAUAUGUGGUGGUUCGAUUUUAACCGAGUUGUGGAUUUUAACAGCUGCGCACUGCGCUAUAGAACUAGAUUCUGUAGUAAUAGUUUAUUUUGGCAUGCAUGAUAUACGUCAAAAACAAACAGUGAAACACAUCACGUCAAGAAAAUUUCUAUCAAAAGCAUAUCGUCUACCUAAUGGGUUGUUAGAAAACGAUAUUAUGCUUAUUAAGCUUGAUUCGCCUAUAACUUUUACUGAAUCUAUACGACCGAUCUGUUUGCCUACUAAGGACAUGACCAACUCUACAAAUUGUUUCUCGAUUGGGUUUGGAAGGACUAGGGAGAAAGGACCUGGUUCUACCAAACUGCUGCAGAUCAAAUCGAACCCAAUGAAUCAAAAAUUGUGCAUGUUUUUACUCCGAUACACGAUGAUGAGUAGUGUUGACACCUUGAUUUGUGGGGAUGAUGAGCAUGGUCAGGGUGUGUGUAUGGGGGACUCAGGGGGCCCGCUUAGCUGCAAGGAGGAUGGAAGAUACUACAUCGUUGGUGUCAUUUCAGCAGGAUUCGAUUGCGGUAUGAAAGAGUUACCUAACAUUAUGGUUUCGGUGUAUGCUUGGCUUGAUUGGAUUAAAACUACGAUUAAAGCUAAUUAGUAAAGUCUAUAGGGCUGGUAAGUAGGUCAACAAACAGUU